CUUAUUAAUACUCAACAAAUCCCUAUGUAUGUUGGUUCACAGACUAUAUGAAAAGAUUUUUAUGAAAAUAAAUUUAAAAUCCUUAGAUAUUUUUAAAUUUAUUCUAUUUAAAUAGAAUAUAUAUGAUUUUAAGUGAGUGUUAAUAAGAAUAUAUGAGAAAUUAUCAUUGUACAAUGGAUGGUAACAAAAUUGAAGCUAUUCGAUAUUUUGAGUUAUCCAAAUUGUACUUAGAAAAAAAGGAUUAUUAUAAUGCUUGGAAGUAUACUUUAAAAUCGAUUAAACUUUUUCCAAUGUAUGAAAAUAAAUGUUUGAUGAGAAAUCUCAAUUCUUUAGCAGAAUCACUAAAGCAAAGAUCUUCAAAACGAAAACAACCAGAAAACUUAUCCAGUAAUUAUAAUUGUUCUAUUUUAACUGAAGAUUAUCUUAAAAAUGAAGAGAGUAAUAUAUCUUUUGAACCUAAAUCAAAAAAAUUUCAUCCAAGCAUUCCAUUAACUAGUACCUAUUCAACUGACAUGUUUAAACAAAUAAAUAAAGAUGAAUCUUAUAGAUGUAUUGAAAAAGCAGAAGAUUUCAUUAAAAGAAAUCAACUAGAUAUGGCAGAAAAACUUUUACAUAAGUCUAUAAAGUUAUUCUUUAUCUCUAAAGCUGAAAAGCUACUUGAAAAAAUUACAUACCUAAAAGAAUUGAAUAAACCAAAAUAUAGCUCUGAACAAAUUGAUUUAGUGAAAAAAUUGAAAAAUAGCAAAAAUUAUUAUACAAUGCUGGGUAUUAACAUAAAUGCAACAGAAAGUGAAAUAAAAAAGGCCUACAAAAAAUUGGCUCUAUUAAUUCAUCCAGACAAAAACCCUGCACCAGGAUCUGGAGAAGUUUUCAUUGCUAUAGGAAAUGCAGUUAAAGUAUUGUGUAAUCAAAGAGAGCGUAGUAUAUAUGAUUCAAGUCUAAAUAAAUCUUCAAAUACAAAAAGAAAAACUCAAUGUGAUGGAUCUUCAUCAACCUCAAAAUCAUGCCACUCAGAAUAUUCAUUUAAUAGUUAUUACAACUACUAUGAGUAUUGUGAAGAAGAUUACUAUCAAAAUUAUAAUUACCAAGAAAAUGUUGACUUUAACUAUGGAAAUUAUUACUAUGAUGAUUAUUAUGAUACUUAUGAUUAUUAAAACAUUUUUUUAACAUUUUAGUAUGAAAAAAUAAUAUCAAUCAAAUUAAUAAUUCUAGAUUUAACUAAUGUUAUACAUAGCUCUAUAUUUAUUUAAUUAAACCCAUUAAAUUAAUAA
Daktulosphaira vitifoliae (grape phylloxera) is the source of this 1271-nucleotide messenger RNA. RefSeq names its product dnaJ homolog subfamily B member 14-like. The transcript has 8 exons. Lineage: Eukaryota; Metazoa; Arthropoda; Insecta; Hemiptera; Phylloxeridae. The record is from RefSeq and is a predicted model, not a curated record. Gene Ontology annotation, biological process: cellular response to misfolded protein. Gene Ontology annotation, cellular component: endoplasmic reticulum membrane. Gene Ontology annotation, molecular function: Hsp70 protein binding. The coding region runs from base 153 to 1154 and encodes 333 amino acids.